CAUGGGUGUCAUUUUCAUGGUUUUCGGGGUCAACAAUAACGAAUAUCGGGUCAAAAUCGAAAUCCAAGAUGGCGCCGAUGAAAUUUACCAACUUCUCUUCAUGGGUGUCAUUUUCAUGGUUUUCGGGGUCAACAAUAACGAAUAUCGGGUCAAAAUCGAAAUCCAAGAUGGCGCCGAUGAAAUUUACCAAAAUCUCUUCAUGGGUGUCAUUUUCAUGGUUUUCGGGGUCAACAAUAACGAAUAUCGGGUCAAAAUCGAAAUCCAAGAUGGCACCGAUGAAAUUUACCAACUUCUCUUCAUGGGUGUCAUUUUCAUGGUUUUCGGGGUCAACAAUAACGAAUAUCGGGUCAAAAUCGAAAUCCAAGAUGGCGCCGAUGAAAUUUACCAACUUCUCUUCAUGGGUGUCAUUUUCAUGGUUUUCGGGGUCAAUAAUAACGAAUAUCGGGUCAAAAUCGAAAUCCAAGAUGGCGCCUAUGCAAAUUACCAAGUUCUCUUCAUGGGUGUCAUUUUCAUGGUUUUCGGGGUCAACAAUAACGAAUAUCGGGUCAAAAUCGAAAUCCAAGAUGGCGCCGAUGAAAUUUACCAACUUCUCUUCAUGGUUGUCAUUUUCAUGGUUUUCGGGGUCAACAAUAACGAAUAUCGGGUCAAAAUCGAAAUCCAAGAUGGCGCCGAUGAAAUUUACCAACUUCUCUUCAUGGGUGUCAUUUUCAUGGUUUUCGGGGUCAACAAUAACGAAUAUCGGGUCAAAAUCGAAAUCCAAGAUGGCGCCGAUGAAAUUUACCAACAUCUCUUCAUGGGUGUCAUUUUCAUGGUUUUCGGGGUCAACAAUAACGAAUAUCGGGUCAAAAUCGAAAUCCAAGAUGGCGCCGAUGAAAUUUACCAACUUCUCUUCAUGGGUGUCAUUUUCAUGGUUUUCGGGGUCAAUAAUAACGAAUAUCGGGUCAAAAUCGAAAUCCAAGAUGUAUUUCAAACAAUCAAUUUGGGCAAUUUAAAACGCAUUGCUUUAUCGAUGUAA
This is a messenger RNA of Leptidea sinapis, 1015 nucleotides long. RefSeq lists its product as uncharacterized. The transcript has 3 exons. The record is from RefSeq and is a predicted model, not a curated record. Lineage: Eukaryota; Metazoa; Arthropoda; Insecta; Lepidoptera; Pieridae. The coding region runs from base 2 to 1015 and encodes 337 amino acids.